AUGACUUCUACAUUGCCUCGUGCCAAAUUCCAUCCAAGUGCGUCGGACGCGCUACCUUCGCCCCAGGCUCCCGACCCAUUCGCCGGCCGCAUCGGCGCGAAUCAACAGUUUUCUCUCGAUAGGAGCAAUUCUACAGAUAAAGAGGUGUUGGAAAAAUGCCCCGAUGCUGCACCAUGGAUCCCAAUAAGAGAUACCUUUUCAUUUGAGCAAUUUCUUGAGAAAGGAUUAUGGAGAGCGGCCGUCGUUGAGGGGCUAGGAACCUGCUUGCUAGUAUACCUGACUAUUAUUUUCCCCGUGGGUCUGGUAGAGAAUAUGAAGGACCUCCCGACCGGCCCAGUUGUGCCUAGUCUGAUUGGUAGUGCGAUCGUGCUGUUUCUGCUUCCUCUAUUUAUUUUUACUCUCGGACCUGUCUCCGGGGGUCAUCUCAAUCCGAUGAUUACCAUAGCAACAUUCUUCAGCCGCUUGACGACGUUUCCGAGGUGCGUUCUCUACGUUGCAUUCCAGACAUUCGGUUCAGCUAUCGCCGGCUGGCUAGUAAGGGCGUCCCUUGAUACACGAUCUUUUAUAGUACCUGGUUGUUAUAUCGACCUUGCCAAAGUCUCGGUCGGCAGCGCAUUCGUUAUUGAGUUUGUCACGGACCUGGCAUUAAUCCUCAUAACAUUUGGCGUUGGCCUUGAUCCUCGCCAGCGUGGGGUAUUUGGGCCCACGCUGGGUCCCAUAUUGAUUGGAAUUGCAUUGGGAGUGUGUAUUUUCUCGACUAGCAUUAUUCGCCCUGGGUAUACCGGGUUCUCAGGAAAUCCCGGGCGAUGCUUCGGCACCAUGGUCGGAUCUCAUUUCUCUUCCUACCAUUGGAUACAGUGGAUAGGGCCGGUGUGCGCUUCUAUCAGCCACGGGCUACUGUACUAUUUCGUUCCACCAUACGAACAGAAGUAG
Messenger RNA from Beauveria bassiana ARSEF 2860, 933 nucleotides. Its product is annotated as MIP transporter. The record is from RefSeq and is a predicted model, not a curated record. Bases 1 to 933 code for a protein of 310 amino acids. The transcript is spliced from 5 exons. Gene Ontology annotation, molecular function: channel activity. Gene Ontology annotation, cellular component: membrane. NCBI's taxonomy places the organism in Eukaryota, Fungi, Ascomycota, Sordariomycetes, Hypocreales, Cordycipitaceae. Gene Ontology annotation, biological process: transmembrane transport.